Messenger RNA from Sardina pilchardus (European sardine), 5586 nucleotides. RefSeq names its product pleckstrin homology domain containing, family G (with RhoGef domain) member 5b (gene plekhg5b). Gene Ontology annotation, molecular function: guanyl-nucleotide exchange factor activity. Gene Ontology annotation, cellular component: plasma membrane; endocytic vesicle; axon. Bases 360 to 3557 code for a protein of 1065 amino acids. The record is from RefSeq and is a predicted model, not a curated record. The transcript has 20 exons. Gene Ontology annotation, biological process: Rho protein signal transduction; endothelial cell migration. NCBI's taxonomy places the organism in Eukaryota, Metazoa, Chordata, Actinopteri, Clupeiformes, Clupeidae.
UUGGACAAACACGUUGUUACAUCUCACUGAAGAAGACUUUACAAAGGAAAUACACGCUAGCAAUUGCCUUGGUCUGCUUUUACAGACAGAAGGGCAAUAAUGUUAGGAUUGAUGGACUAAAGGAAGACUUUGUGGCAGGUGUUGUGGUGGUUCUAGCCGUGACUAAGAGCAGAGGAGAGGAGGAGGGAUUACAUACGUUUGUCUCCAGACUCUCACAGCCUGUGUGUGCGUGCUUAUGUGUGUGUGCCUGCCAGCCGCAGGUGUGCCACCAUCCACUCUGCCAGGAGCUCAAUAGUAAGGCCCCACUACUGCUUUGCUCCUUAUGUGAUGUCCAUUGCCAUCCCAGCCCAGUAGACAGUAUGCACUUUGACAGGCACCCACGUUUUGACCCAAAUGCACAAGGGUCUAUCCUGUCACGAAAUGUGUCCACCCGCUCCUGUCCCCCCCGCACCAGUCCUCCGUCUGACCUGGAGGAAGAGGAAGAGGCCAGCAGUGAACGAUGGGAGCAUAAGGUAGGAGGAGCCAAAGUGGUGAAGAAGAAACCACGGCGACGACAUACAGAUGACCCCAGUAAGGAAUGUUUCAGUCUGAAGUUUGACCUCAGUGUGGAUAUUGACACUGAAAUUGUGCCAGCAGUGAAGAAGAAGACCUUGAGAGAGGUCAUUGGGCCUAUAUUUGAGAGGAAGGGCAUUGAACUGUCUUGUGUGGACUUAUUCCUGGAUCAAUCGAACACACCACUCUGCUUACAUUUUGAGGCGUACCGCUUUGGGGGUCACUAUCUCAAGGUCAGAGCACGUCCUGGAGAUGAACUAAAGGUGGAGCAGUGUGUUCAGGACCUGCGCUCGUUAAGCCUGCCCAACAUGAAGCAAUGCGGAGGGCAGAAUAGCUACAUCCUAACCCCACCCGCUGAUCGCCCAGAGCAUGGCUCCCUGGGACGCCGGGAAAGCAGCGUGGACCUGCUGGGUCAGGCUCGCCGCCGGAAGAACAUGACAGAGUUUCUUGGUGAUGCAAACAUUCCAUCCCCAGACGCAUUGGCCCAGCUGGGCGGCUCCCUGCCUCCUGCCAUCAUUCCAGGGCCUGAGAGCUGGAAGAACCGCGCUGCCAGCCGAUUCAGUGGCUUCUUUGGUGCCGGCAACAUGACCUUCGGCAAGGAGGUGGACCGUGUGGAGCAGCUCCAGCAUAAGCUGCACACAUACUCACACUAUGGGCUGCCAAAGGUCCCCCCUCAGCUGGCCUUCCACCAGGACUCAUGGGAAGGGGAGGAGGACAGCAAUCUGAACCUGGAGGAAAGCUGGCAAGAGCUACUAGACCAGCCAGAGACGCUGAGCAGACGGCAGUUCCACCAACAAGAGGCCAUCUGGGAGCUGUUACACACAGAGGUCACCUACAUCAAGAAACUCAGAGUCAUCACAGAUUUGUUCUUGUGUGGGCUGCUGAACCUGCAGGACAGUGGACUACUGGGUGAGGUGGAGCCAGCACGUCUCUUCAGCAAUGUGCAGGACCUGGUGCGGGUGCACACGGCGCUCUGGGUUCAGGUCAUGCAGCCAGCGCUCGACAAAGCCAGACGGCGCCGCACCCCACUCAACCCAACAGACCUGCAGCCAGGCUUCAGAACAUUUGCCUCUAGGUUCCAGCCUUAUAUCCGCUACUGUAUGGAGGAGGAAGCGUGUAUGGAGUACAUACGCACCCUGCUCAGAGACAAUGAGCUAUUUAGGAUUUAUGUAACUUGGGCUGAGACACACAAGCAGUGCAACCGUCUGAAGCUGGUGGACAUGCUGGUGAAGCCUCAUCAGAGACUCACCAAGUACCCCCUCCUGCUCAAGAGCAUCCUGAAGAAGACCGACGAGCCUGCUGCGCGGGACACUCUCAACAGGAUGGUGGUGUGUGUGGAGGGCUUCAUCAACAGUGUGGACUCUCAGAUGCAUCAGCGUCAGGAGCAGCAGAAGCUGGCCGAUAUUUCUGCUCGGGUGGACGCCUACGAGACCACAGAGGGCAACAGUGAAGAGGUGGAGCGGAUCCUGCGGGAGUUCAGUCGCUUUGAUCUGAUGGCCCCAAUGAUUGACACCUCGCCAGAGGAGACUCGGCAGCUGCACCUGGAGGGGACGCUGCGCAUGAAGGAGGGAAAGGACAGCAAGAUGGACGUGUACUGUUUUCUAUUCACGGACCUGUUGCUGAUCACUAAGCCUGUGAAACGUGUGGAGAAAGUGAAAGUGAUCAGGCAGCCCCUCCUCAUACACAAUGUUGUGUGCAGGGAGCUCAAAGAUCCUGGCUCAUUUGUGCUCGUUUACCUCAACGACUUCAAGAUUGCUGUGGCUGCCUACUCCUUCCAGGCCAACAGCGCCACCCAGGGGCGAAGCUGGAUAGAUGCGAUCUGUAAUGUGCAGAACCAGCUGCAGCGGCUACGUAGCGAGGAGACUCAGCGGAGACAGGCAUGUCUCCAACAGAGGCUGGAGGAAGAAGAAGAGGCAGAGGAAGACCAGAGCAGUAACUCUACAGCCAGCUCCCCUUCCCUCCAGCAACGACAGGCUCUCCAGAUCAGUGCAUCUGAAGGCUCGUCAGAAACUCUGCCGGUGAUGGACGUGGAACCCAGUGGAACUCUUGCCGGAUCAAGGGCUCCCGGAGCUAACAAGACCCCUCCACCCCAGGGUCAGGAAUUUGUAUCCAGCGCGACGGAAGACGAUCGACAAACGGGUGUGGAGGAGAUCAGCCCCCAAAGUCGCUCCCUAUCCAUGGACAGUGCUUAUGGAACGCUCUCUCCCCAGUCAUUGCUGGAGCUGCCGACACCACCCGGUAAGAACGGCGGAGGGGACAUGGACAGAGACCGGGAGGAGGACCGGGGGACGCCGUGUGCGGUAGCCGAGCUGGAGGACGAACAAAAGGAGGGGAGGACAGAGGACAAAACAGGGGGAGACGUGGCGUCAUGUGACUCGCACGUGGCUCAAUCCCAGAAGCCCAGGCGGAGGGCGCCGGUACAGAUGCGCAUACAGACGCUGCAGACGCUCGCUAACAAGUCCCGCUCGGAGGACAACCUCCUCCAGCGUCUCCACGCCAACCCCUCGGCUGCUGCUUCUGCUGUCUCGUGUGCCGCCGCCAACGCCAGUGUCUCAGCCAAGCUGUGGCAAGGUGCAGGGGAGACGAGAGAGUGCGCGGCAGUGUCACGCAGGAUGAGCCACAGCAGGAGCCUGACCGAGCUGGACCCUGGAGGAGAAGGGGACACUCUCUCCAAACCGACGGGGGAGCGGACGCCGCCUGAGAUGUUUGAAGAAGAUCACCUGACCCUCAGCCUGCCCGCCGGGAGUCUCUCGGGUGCGUUGCGGACGGCUUGGGGCUCGCCGCGCGGCGGAGACGUGGACGUCCCCGGCGCGGAGAUUGAGGUCACGGGGGGGCUCUCUGGGGGUCAGGAGGAGGAGGAGCACGCGAAAGACCCCGCCUCCGUGGAAGAGGUGGCCAAUAAGAGGUCUCCUGGUCAGCAGCAUAAGAAGCUCACGCUGGCCCAGCUGUACCGCAUACGCACCACGCUGGUGCUCAACUCCACACUCACUGCCUCGGAGGUGUAGCCAAAGUGGCAAGCACCCAGAUGCCAUCUCUUGCACAUCAGAGUGUGAACCACGUCGUUCAACACAACGCAAAUGCACUUAAAAACUGAGUUCUGGGACUGCCUUGCUGUAAAACCCUCAUCGAUCUGUAAAUGCUACCUUGUUUUUCGUUAGCACAUUUUAAGGUAUUUCUUGUCUUUCUGCAUAGGCAGAGUAGCACAGGCUCGUAUUUUGCACUUUGUAGCACAAGCAGCAUUGAAGAGAGAGUUUUUUUUUUGAGUUACUGUAUGAGGUAAAGCAAGUCCCGCUAUUACAACUACUGUUACGGAACCUUUGAGGAGGAAGUAAACCACGGACUUCUGGUAAGCCGUUGGCACACAAGCAAAAGAUAAGAGGGCCACGAGGGAGAGAAUGGACCUGCAUGCAGGACUAUGGCAACAUCCAAUGAUCAAGGCUUGGGGUUGAACUACAUUGAGAGCUGUAGCUGAACAAGUCCUUUGGUUUGUGGGGAAUGUGCCUUGAAUUUGACAAUUCAAAAACAAUGUAGUGUUCUGUUUUAGAGCAGUUGUUGGUUACACCAGUGUGGCAUGUUUAAGAUAUGCCACUGCCAUGGUAGAUAUUCGAUACAUCACGUAUGCCAUAGUAUAACACAUUUAUAGAAAUUAACAUUGCUGUAUGUGACUCUGAAAAAACAAUUAGCCUUUCCUUUCCUUUUUCCUUCAACAUUCUGUAUCAAACAUAGUACAUUCCCUCUACGUUCUAUAUUAAAUUGGGUUGUGGCCUAGUGGUCAGGCAUCGGGGGGUCCAAGUGAAACACUGAAAGGUUGUGAGUCCCAGGGACUGCGUCCACUGUGUCCCUGGCCAAGGCACUUAACACUGAGUUGUUUCAGGGGACUGUCCCUGUUGUUAGCUUACUCGCGUAGCAUAAGCGUCUGCUAAAUUACAAACAAAAACACUUUACUAUGUUAUAACUUGUCGAAAAGUGGGCUAAUUGUACUACUACAGAGCACAAUGUGUCACAAAUCAGGAAAUUAAUAUAUGUACCAAGAUGUAAAUGUGAAAGGGGCUUCAUUUGAGAAGGAAUUUAAGCAGCACAUGUUCUCAAUGUGUGCCAAUUCUCUCUCUCUCUGUGUAUGUGUGUGUGUGUGUGUGUAUGUGUGUGUGUGUGUGUCAUGCGCAUGUGUAUGUGUGCAUGUGUGUGUGUGUGUGUGUGUGUGUGUGUGUGUGUGUGUGUGUGUGUGUGUGUGUGUGUGUGUGUGUGUUUAUGUGUGUGCGCAGGCGCGCACACUAAAGAGUUGGAUGGACAAAAUAAUUACUUGACUUCAGCCAAAAAUGAAUUUACCAGCUGCUGGAUUUUUAAACAGUUGAAAGCCGGUUCCAGACCGGAGUACAGCAGAAUAGCUACUAUAGAAUAGGAUGUGUGUACCUUAACUUGGAUAAAGAAUUUGUUACAUAAUAGCAUUACAUACUUUAUACAUUUUUGUGAAUAAAUGCGGAACAAUUGAAUAAAAAAAGAAGAGGUUCAACAGUGUACCUAGUGGAUGAAAGAAAAACUCUUUGUCAAUAACAAGGCAAUUAAAAGUUCUAACUAUUUGCAAUAGAACAAAACUACAACUUUACUGUACACACAUUGCUGAUAUAACUGAGGGAUCUGUUGGCCGUAUUAUGAUUUUGUAUAAUGGUUUAGCGUAAGCGAGUUAUACUAUACCUAUACUGUUGGUGCCUCAGGAUCAAACAUAGUGAUCUACCUGUUUUUUUUUUUUUUUAACUCAACAUGAACCAUGCAGCUGGACGUUAACCGUGGUCCCCAACAACAUCCACAUGCUCUGCUAAACGAACUAUCUUAUACUUCCCAUUUCCAUUCUAUUGUCCGUUGUUUUGUUUUUUAUAUACACUUUUUACUUUUCUGUUAUAUUUAUUAAGGCUUUGCUGUUUAUACAUAUAAAAGAGACAUUUUUAGUUUAUUUAAUGUGUUUUGUAUAUUUAGUUUAAUCAUGUCUUCAGUUACUGCUAAAAAGGCAUUAAGAGCAAUUACAUUCUCUGAACAAUG